Triticum aestivum (bread wheat) is the source of this 1622-nucleotide messenger RNA. RefSeq lists its product as uncharacterized. NCBI's taxonomy places the organism in Eukaryota, Viridiplantae, Streptophyta, Magnoliopsida, Poales, Poaceae. The record is from RefSeq and is a predicted model, not a curated record.
GCACAAAUCUUUUACUGAAAUCAGGGAGAACCAACACAGGGGCCUCAAUUAAAGCUUGCUUGAGAACAUCAAAGGAUUGCUUUGGCUUGUCCACACAAAUGGUACUCCUUUCUUUAACAAGUUCGUGAGAGGUUUUGGGUUUGGCUGCAGGGAACAUACAAAAUUUGGAAGUGAUUCAAUGGAGGCGGGGGUUGAUGUUCUCGAUGCUGUUUAUCAGAAUGCUAUUACCAUGGAUGAGGAUACCAUGGAACCGGAUGAAGAAUCUGUGGCAGCCGUCCACUUCUUUCUUUUACUCUUGGGUGAAGCGCCGCGGUCUGAAGUUUUCAAGACAAUCAUCUUUAGCACCAUCACAACAAAGAAAGUUAAGCAAUGUCAAUCAACCGGUCUUGUCUAUGACUCGCUUGCUAAAAAUUGGAAUAAGUUGUGCAAAUGUGUGUGCCAUCUACGGCUGAUGGUAAUAGAGGCUCUCAUGGAAGCAAACUUAAGGGUUGAGAGACCAAAUGUCAUCAAACCGGCUGAACCUCAUCACACUUUGGUUGAUUUGUUUAAAGAAAUGACAAUACACAAACGAAAGGCCCAGUACAAGUGUAGCUCAAUUGCAAUGGAUGACAAACUCCGGCAAGUAUAUGGAUUAUUGAAGGAAAGAGGUGCUGAUGGCAAGUAUGUUUACAGCGAAAGUGCCUACAAAAACAUCAUGAAGUGCUUGUCUUUGAUACGGUACUCAUCUGUGGUGAUUGGGCUUAUGGUCAGAGAGAAGCCAUAUACUUAUCCCAUGUUCCUUAUUGACACUAAUGACACGUCUGUGAAGUAUGUUGCUGAUGAACUCUUGUUUUGGGAUAAGUAUAAAUCUUUCGAAAAAGAUCACAAGGCAGCUUUUGAGUCAAAAGAUCGUGUUGAAUGUGAGUGCCAAUAUUCACUUGUUAUGAGAUUUCUUCCUGAUACAACUCCGUUUCUACGGCGGUGGGGUUAUUCAGCAUCGUUAAGCAUUGAAGAAAUUAACUUGUGGUGUGACACGUUUAAAUCGAAGACUCCCAGCAUGGGUGAAGUACCAGCCGGAAAGUUUGUUAUUCGUGAGUGGAGGAAGGUGAAUUUAGAACUGGAAACCAAGUUAAAGGCUCUGAUUGUCUUCAUUGGAGAAAAUUAUCUGGGUGACUGAGGUUAGCGCAAGCUAGAGACUCCUGCGAUGCGAGCUCUUGAUGGACAGUGUUGUGUGUGUCGGUUGGCUUAUUUUGCUCUUGUUUUGGUACCAGUCCUGUUUUGGAACCACAGACAAGAAUGAAGAAUUGGCCUGCCUGCUGCUAGCGGGGGCUGUCGUGUGGUUGUUUUUUGCUGUCUGCUUGCUUGCUUGCAUUUGUAAGCAGAAGAAUGGACUCAUGUUGUCCUGCUGCUGCCACCUGUGGCAUUUUUUGCUCUCUGUUGUCUAACUCGAGUAAGGAGCAUGCAUGCUGUUGUCUCUGGUUACAAUGCUCCUUCUCUUUUUUAGUGGGAUUUGCGCUGGUGCAUUUUCUGUAGUUUAGUUUAGAUAGCAGAAGAGUAGAGUUGAUGCUGAAAUCGACAGUGAUCCUGAAAGAUUAUUCUUUUGGUGAUUUGUUUUACGGUCGUGGGGCUAACGCUUGCUUGUA